Messenger RNA from Magallana angulata, 2737 nucleotides. RefSeq lists its product as uncharacterized. Lineage: Eukaryota; Metazoa; Mollusca; Bivalvia; Ostreida; Ostreidae. Bases 51 to 1718 code for a protein of 555 amino acids. The transcript has 2 exons. Gene Ontology annotation, molecular function: zinc ion binding. The record is from RefSeq and is a predicted model, not a curated record.
GAAGAAUAGUAGCGGGUGAGUGACCAUUUCCUCCACUAAUGCGAUGAAAUAUGGAGCCUCGCUCUAGUGCACAGGACGUGCACCGCUGUGACCUUUGCGAGACUGCCAUAGUACACAGCUACUGUGACGUUUGUCAUGUCAACCUCUGCAAGCCAUGUAUAGGUGAACAUAUCACAGAUGGAUAUGACAAACAUAAAAUUGUUUCUUUCCAGCAACGAAAAUCAACCUUAAUUUAUCCAAAAUGUGGAACACAUCCACACAAAAACUGCAAAUUCAAAUGCAAAAAUUGUGAAAAUAUUUUAGUAUGUUCGUCCUGCAUGGCAUCAGAACAACAUGGAGGGCAUAGGUUUGAGGAACUUUCAGAAAUUUAUAAGACAAAGAAAGAAACUAUUGAAAAUGAUGCAAAGGAGUUUGUAAAUUGUAUUUCUCCUUCAUAUGAAGAAAUAGCCCUUGACUUGGAAAACCAGCUUGCCAACUUAGAUGGAGGAUAUGAGAAAAUAAGAACAGAAAUAUCCAAACAAGGAGAGCAAUGGCACAGAGAAAUCGACAUCAUCAUCAAUAGGAUGAAAACUGAAAUCAAUGAGAUAAAAAUGAAACACAUUGAUGUUUUACAAAAACGUUUGGAUAAAACCAGACAGACACAGUCUCUCAUAAAACAAACAUUACAGGCUUUGAGGGAUAUUCAGGAAUCCACUGAGGUAUUACGAACCAUUGAAUACAGAUCCGUGGUCAGAGAUUUCAGUAAGCUUCCAAACAUGGAGCAGAUAUCAUUGCCAAAAUUUAUUCCUAAACCAAUAGAUCAUGAGAAGCUGUAUAGUUUCUUUGGCGAAUUAACACCAUUUUCUACUGAUACUAAAGAGAAUACCUCGUCACAAAACCUACAAAAUACUUCAGUCAGAGAAUUAAGGAAUAAACCAAAAAUUAUUGUCACAAUAAAAACUGGAUACUUUACUUUUCCACGCAAUGUCACCUGUCAUAGAGUCGAUGAGAUAUGGGCUAGUGAUGAGAUUAAUAAUAUCCAUUGUUACACCAUUAACGGCACAAUCCUCCAGACAAUCAAAACUAAAUCAGGGAAAUUGGCAUAUGAUAUAGCUGUAGACAGUAGUGGGAAUCUACUGUUCACAGACGAAACAAAGAAAGUGUAUCAAGUCAAAAAUGGACAUACAGAAGAAUUGAUCAUAUUUCAGGGAUGGGUGCCUUGUAAGAUGUGUGUCACCUCUACUGGUGAUCUCCUUGUUACCAUGUAUAGUGAUGAUGAAACUCAAUUUAAAGUUGUCUGUUACUCUGGAUCUACAGAGAAACAAGCCAUUCAAUUUGAUGAUGAAGGUAAACCUUUGUACUCAGGGAAUGGUAGACUUAAAUACAUCACAGAGAACAGAAACCAUGACAUCUGUGUAGCUGACAGUAAGGCUGGUGCAGUAGUGGUGGUUAAUCAGGACGGGAAACUCAGAUGGAGAUACACCGGUCAACUCUUAGUUACCAAGAACAUACCAUUUAAACCCGUUGGUAUCACAACAGACAGUCAAAGUCAUAUCCUGACAGCAGACAUUGACAACCCGUGUAUCCACAUUCUGGAUCAGAAUGGACAGUUUCUCCGUUACAUUGAUAGCUGUUAUCUGAACCAUCCUUUUGGAUUAUGUGUGGACAAUGAUGACAAUCUGUUUGUGUGCGAAAAUGAUGGCAUAGGCAAUAUCAAGAAAAUAAAAUAUUUGAAAUAGAAACCAAAUAACAGGGCUGCGCUUUACAAAACAACUUACGAACAACUUUAUAAAUGUUCCUUACUCACAUGUUAUCAAAUGGGUUGACUUAUUAUCAGUAAGAUUUACAAGAAUUGAAACUAUUAGAUAUAGUAUAGUUUGCUACGAAUUAAUUUUUUUCUGUUGAUAUAUCUAUUUCAUGAGACUAAAAAUAUUGAUUACUUUGUGAUAAGUUCUUAUGUAACGCAGCACAGGACAUUGAUCUAAAUAAUACAAAUUGGACAUUUUCUCAUGCAGUGUGAAAUGUUUUAAAUAGAUGCUGGUAAUUGAAAAUGAAUAUAUCUAUGCAUCAAUUUAGUAUUCAUUAUUGCAUAUUAAAAUGUUCAUUUUAUAUUAAAAAGAACACAUAAAUGCAUUAUGAAUUAUUUUUUUAAUGCGUAAAUUGCAAUUGUAAAUUAAUUUCUCAAUAAAUCAGUAAUUGGCUCAUGGUGUGGAAUAGACGCGUUCAACAGAUUUGCAUGGCGUAUACUAUAUCUAGAUAAGGAUUGUUAAAUCAUAUUUUAAUUUUUGAAAAUACUGUUGUUAUAAAAAUUUAAAUUUUUGGCGUUAACAAAUCGAUGGCUAUCAUAUGCCAUGACCGUUUAAUGACAUGUGGACGGCAUUCCCAAUUUCAAUUUUUUUGUGCCCUUUCUUUUAAAUUAUACGCGUAUAGUGUAUCUAUAAACGUUUGAUUAUGAUUAAAAUAAUUACACAUAAAGGAGCUACUUUACUGCAAUAAAAAGUCGAAAGGCAUAGGUAGAGUUGUUUGAUUGUUCUCUGUUUUAUGUAUAUUUACAUAUCAUAAUUUAAUUCUGGUUGUAACACGCUUUCUGAUUGGUUGAACAAUUUAUUUUAUAUCGUAUAAAGAAUGUUGCCUACGUCAUAGUAUGACAAACGUCAAAAACGUAUCAAUCCGCCGGACGUUACGUUUGAAUUUUGUACAAUUUGAUGUCAUUUUAUAGAUCAAAUGACCGUUUUUAUCAACAAUUGAUUGCAAAUAA